Messenger RNA from Salvelinus sp. IW2-2015, 3099 nucleotides. The record is from RefSeq and is a predicted model, not a curated record. Lineage: Eukaryota; Metazoa; Chordata; Actinopteri; Salmoniformes; Salmonidae.
AUGACUCGGUGUCCUCCAGAGAGGCAGAUCGUSGUGGGRAUCUGCUCCAUGAUGAAGAAGUCCAAGUCCAAACCCAUGACCCAGAUCAUGGAAAGGCUGUGUAAGUUUGAGUACAUCACAGUGGUCAUCUUCCCCGAGGAGAUCAUCCUCAACCAGCCCGUGGACAAAUGGCCCCUGUGUGACUGCCUCGUCUCCUUCCACUCCAAAGUUUCGUCAGGGAGUGCAUGCCACCACCCCCGCUUUCUGCAGUCUCAGGAAUUUGGCCUGGUCCCGGUGGAUACCGCAAACAAGAGGGAGGUGUAUCGUAUCUUGCAGGAGGAGGGCAUUGAUCUUCCUCGUUACGCUGUGUUAACCCGAGACCCAGACAGACCUGAAGAGUGUAACCUGGUGGAGGGGGAGGAUCAUGUGGAGGUGAACGGGGAGGUGUUCCCCAAACCCUUUGUGGAGAAGCCUGUGAGUGCUGAGGACCAUAACGUUUACGUCUACUACCCCACCUCAGCUGGAGGAGGCAGCCAGAGACUCUUCCGCAAGAUAGGGAGCCGCAGUAGUGUGUACUCCCCAGAGAGCUGUGUGAGGAAGACUGGCUCCUACAUAUACGAGGAGUUCAUGCCAACGGACGGCACUGAUGUCAAGGUGUACACAGUGGGCCCCCUGACUAUGAUGGAAGCUGCGCUGUGUCAUCGCCAUCAUCCGCCACGGAGACCGCACCCCAAACAGAAGAUGAAGAUGGAAGUCCGACACCCUCUUGAAGUGCUGGACAUUGCCCGGCUCCUACUGGCUGAGUUGGGACAGCACACAGACUGUGAGAUCGAGGAGAAGAAGGGUAAACUGGAGCAGCUCAAGACAGUUCUAGAGAUUCCGUCCAGUACGGCCAUUUCUCAGCGAUCAACAAGGAAGGUGCAGCUCACCUACCUGCCACACGACACGCCCAAAGCCUCCAGUGAGGAAAGAAAGGGUCCAAAGGAGGGUCCGUCUCUGCUGCUGGUGUUGAAGUGGGGAGGGCUGACCCCGGCAGGCAGGGUACAGGCUGAGGAGCUGGGCAGGGCCUUCCGCUGCAUGUACCCUGGAGGUCAAGGGGACUACGCUGGUUUCCCUGGUUGUGGUCUGCUCCGUUUACACAGCACCUACCGCCACGACCUCAAGAUCUACGCCUCAGACGAAGGCCGUGUUCAGAUGACCGCUGCCGCUUUUGCCAAGGGUCUGCUGGCUCUGGAGGGAGAGUUGACACCCAUCCUGGUGCAGAUGGUGAAGAGUGCCAACAUGAACGGCAUGCUGGACAGCGACAGUGAGUCUCUGACCGACUGCCAGCAGAGGGUGAAGGUACGGCUCCACGAGAUCAUGCAGAAAGACCAGGACUUCACUGAGGACGACUACCAAAAGCUGGCCCCUACAGGCAGCCCCUCCCUGGUCACCUCUAUGAAGACCAUAGGGAACCCAGUGAGGACGUGUGACCAGGUCUACGCCCUCAUCCAGAGCCUCACCUCUCAGAUCCGCAGGAGGCUGGAGGACCCCAAAUCUGCAGAUCUGCAGCUGUACCUCGACGACCUGAGCUGCAUGCUGCAACGCUGGUCCAAGCUGGAAAGGGACUUCCGGAAUAAGAGCGGCCGCUACGACAUCAGUAAGAUCCCGGACAAGCUACGACUGUACUCACGGGGGGUCAUGUCUCCGGGGCGCCACGUCAGGACCCGUCUCUAUUUCACCAGCGAAAGCCACGUCCACUCACUGCUCAGCAUCUUCCGCUACGGGGGAUUACUGGAUGAAGUGAAGGACCAGCAGUGGAAACAGGCCAUGGAUUACCUCAGUGCCGUCUCUGAACUCAACUACAUGACCCAGAUAGUCAUCAUGCUGUAUGAGGAUAACAACAAGGACCCCGGCUCAGAGGAGCGUUUCCACGUGGAGCUCCACUUCAGUCCCGGGGUGAAGGGCUGUGAGGACGAGGAGAACGUCCCUCUGGGCUUUGGCUUCCGCCCAGCCUCCGCUGAGAAUCAGGAGAAGCAGACCAACCAAGGCAGUCUGGAGGACCUAUCACAGGACGAGACUGACCAGGCCCUGUCGCUCUCUGAGCCAAUCGGCAUCAAAAGAUCCACCAUGAUCCGCAACCGCAAGACUGGCUCCAUGGAGGUCCUCUCCGAGACCUUGCCCACCUCCUCCAAGGGCACCUCCUAUCGCCUCUUCCCCUCAUGCUCGUGCCAGUCCCCCGAGAUUAAACAGACUGGCCUAGAGCUCUUCUCUAUGCCGGCAGUAAAGAGAUUUUCUGUGUCGUUUGCCAGGCAUCCGACUAAUGGCUUUGAAGGCUGCUCCAUGGUGCCCUCUAUCUACCCGCUGGAGACGUUGCACAACUCGCUGUCCCUCAAGCAGGUGGACAAGUUCCUCAAUGCCGUGUGUGAGCACAGCAGCGAUGCCCACGCCAAGACCAUGAAAGCUCUCUCUGCCUUGUUCGACACGUCGAGUCAGGGGUACGGCCAAACACACAUCUACCCCCCUCACCGAAAGCCCUGUCCUCCUCAGAAACUCCUGUCCGGCCCCCCGAAUGCCCACUAUGGUACAGCAGUGGCCCUCUAGCACAGUGUUCAGUGCAGGCCCACCUCAGUGAACCCAGACAUACAUUUCAGCUUCAGUGAGUAGACCACAGCCCCCUCACCGGAUCCCACACAGAAACUAGGGACAACAACACCUGGAUCCACUCCCUAUUAUCCAUCCACCAUCCAUCCACCCACCAUCUAUUCAUCACCCAUCAUCCACCCACCCACCCAGCCAUUCAUCCAGCCACACUGUGACUUCUACCUGCCUGUGAGUGCUUUCAAACUAAUCACAGCCACAUACAGUGCUGGACCAGUGUGGACAAAAACAACCAAAACCACUGCCCCUCCAUCAGGCGGAUGUGUGUCCAACCAACCUCUGCCCCAGUUGAGCGACAGCGAGGGAUGCGUAUCCCCAGUCCUUUGCAGUGUAUAGACAGGCUGAGGUGACUCACCCUGCCGUCUGUCCUGGAUUCAGACUGCUGUCCUGCCGUCUGUCCUGGAUUCAGACUUUGUCCUGCCGUCUGUCCUGGAUUCAGACUGCUGUCCUGCCGUCUGUCCUGGAUCAGACUGUGUCCUG